This is a messenger RNA of Exophiala bonariae, 3033 nucleotides long. RefSeq lists its product as uncharacterized. Bases 1 to 3033 code for a protein of 1010 amino acids. The record is from RefSeq and is a predicted model, not a curated record. Lineage: Eukaryota; Fungi; Ascomycota; Eurotiomycetes; Chaetothyriales; Herpotrichiellaceae. The transcript has a single exon.
AUGGAGAUCGCCGGCCUCGUGGUGGGAGUUGCCGCACUCGUAUCCACUAUCAAAGACUGUAUCGAACUUUUUGAAUACAUCUCAGCAGCUCGCGAGCUUGGGCAUGAUGCCGUGCUCCUGGACACUCAGCUCGACAUUGAGAAGACCCUCCUCCUUCACUGGUGUCGCAGAGUACGCCUUCUGCAAGGCGACUAUGAUGAUCGACUCGACGACCCGCAAUUACGCAGAACGACUCUUCGCGUCCUCGCCAGCAUAGCAACACUUCUCAGCGAGGCGACUUCCCUCAGCAAUCGAUAUGGCUUACAGCAGGUCUCUUCUGAGCUUGCACCAAGACGGCAAGGCCCUCUUCUUAGCAAGCAUCGUAUGGAAGAAUUUCUUGAUGAGUAUGAUCAUUUCCAGCAUCACUCCAGACGUGUACAAGCCACCGUGAGCACUACCAAAAAGGCUCGCUGGGUGGUGAGGGAUAGAUCUAGAUUUGAGGACCUUGUCCAGAGACUGGGCAUGUUGAUUGCCAAACUCAAUGAUCUACUCCCCGGCUCCAAAGGAGUAUUUGAGCGGAUGACGCAUGAAGACUUUUCAUCCUUGGGAGCCCUCCACGUUGGCACCAUUCGUGAGGCCUCGGAGCAAAUCGACCCCAGAAUAUCCAUUCUUGCAAAGUCUUUCUUGGUCGAGAGAUGCCAACAGAGAAUUUUAGAGCUUAUGUGGUUUCGAACUAUGGAUGAGAGACGAGAGCUCAUCAACGCUCCAGAAAAUGGAUCCUACAAGUGGAUUCUAGAGACGCCAGGCUCCAGUGAGAACUGGGACGACCUCUCGCAGUGGCUUCGUUCAGGCCAAGGUGUUUACUGGAUCAGUGGCAAAGCCGGCUCUGGCAAAUCCACGCUUAUGAAGGCGAUAUGGAACAACCAGCGCACGCAUACUCUACUAAAAGAAUGGGCUGGACAUUUACCUUUGCACGCUCCAAAUUUCUUCUUCUGGCAUCUGGGUACUGAUGAACAGAAGUCUCAAUAUGGUCUUUGCAGAGCAUUACUCUAUCAAAUCUUACAGGUUAACCGGCCGCUUAUCAAGAAAAUCUUGCCGGACAUGUGGAGCAGAAUGUAUGGCUCAGAGGCUGCCAAGUAUGAUAUUCCAUCACCGAGUCGAAUGCCCAAGGUAUUUGAUCUGCUUUGGGAGCAUUCAGUAGAAUUUGGUAAUUCCAAAUACUGCUUUUUCAUUGACGGACUAGACGAAUAUUCCGGCCAUUACCAGGGAGCAGUCCAGUUUAUCGACAAAUUGUCCAAGCUAUCAAACGUCAAGAUCCUCGUAUCCAGCAGACCGGAGCCGGGUUUUGUCGACGCUUUCUCCUCCAAGCCAAUGUUGAAGCUUGAAGAUCUCACCAGGACGGAUAUCAAGAAUUACGUCGAACAUAAAAUAGAAGAUCACCCCCAUAUGGCACACCUCUUGGCACAGGAUCCGGUGGAAGCAAGGGAAAUUAUAACAGAGCUCGUCGAUAAAGCUUCUGGUGUUUUUCUCUGGGUGGUUCUUGCCUGUCGAUCCGUGCUUGACGGGUUUAUUGCAUUUGAUCGAGUUUCUGAAAUUCGGACUCGGGUGGAAGAACUGCCACCCGAGCUUGCAGAGCUUUUCAGACAUAUGCUAGGGAAGAUCGAGCCAAGAUACAGAACCUAUGCAGCAAAAAUCUUCAAGCUUUGUCACAUCAAUAGCCUGACUCAAGCAGAUUACGCAAUCCCUGCACUUGGUGUCAGCCUUCUCGAUCAGUACGACCUGGACAUUUUGAGUAUACCACAGUUUUCUCCAUCUAGGCGCAAUACUUCUACAAACCCAAACCAAGAACUAGAGGGUCGACUUCGAAGUCGAUGCUGGGGUCUUGUGGAGGUACGACUACCAUAUGUUCAGUAUGACGACGAGGAGACUCCACCUAUUGCUUCCGUGCAAUUUAUGCACAAAACAGUUCUCGAAUUCCUGAAUAUACCGGAAGCCUGGGAGUUGGGGUCACUCACGGUACCAGAAGAAGAGUUCGACGCAUCUGCUGCUCUUGCGUUCAUAUCUACCUAUCUGCUACAUAUCUAUGCGGAGCAAACAAGACAAAGUGCUUGUCAGGAACAGAUACAGCGGUUCGUCAGUUAUUGCUCGUAUCGUGGUGGUAGUUCAAGUAUCUUCUUGGAAGUAGCCCUCGAUCGAUUUAUUGAAGUAGUGAAGACGCUCAAGAGUGUGUACUUGAUGCAAAACCUCGGAGAGUAUCUCAACCCCUCUACUACGCCCACUUCUAAGGAUCGACGGAUGGCGAGACUGGUUGUCGCUGUGGAACUCGACAUCUAUCGGUUUGUGCAGGCGGAACUCGCCAUCAACAGAAAUCUGACGGCCCAGAUGUCUAGUAACAAGUCUCUACUCUACCAUGCGAUCCGACGUCCGCUAUUCCGACAGUACUUGGGCGAGGAUGCAAGGCUCCGCUGCAGCACCAUGCGAGUCUUGCUGAAAGCGGGUUGCAAUCCGAACCAGGUCAUCAGGGAUAUCAAAACACCCGAAUUUGACGGCUCGACUGGGUGGAGCUGUUUUCUCGAAGUAGUCGCAUCUCAAGACCACGAAGACGUCAACGAUGUUGCGAAGACCUUUGCAUCAUUCCUGGGAGCGGGUGCUGAUCCUUUCAUUGUUGGAGCGGAAGAAAAUAUUGAGAAAUGCUUUGAGAAGUUCAACUUCAGCUCAGGCUCCAAGCAGAACCGGGGACUGCUGAUGCAGACAUACCGACUCAAGAACUUGUACGUGCUUAAUCUUUUAUCGUCAUACCAACGCAAAGAUCUGCGAGUUGAAAAUCAAUCAAGCGACAAUGAAACUGAUGCCACCACUUCUCUGUCAAGUCCGAUGCGACCUAGCAACCGGCGGCAUGAUGUGGAUGAAGACGAAGAUGAACACAGCCUCGCAGCAGGUAGAGUACUCCGUCACGCUUCAUCCCAUGUCAAUCGGAAAGCACGGCUGGGUAGGGAACAGCCUCGUUCAGAGAGGGUCACUCACUUGUAUGGACAAUGGGACGACUCCGAUUAG